Messenger RNA from Chelmon rostratus (copperband butterflyfish), 3306 nucleotides. Its product is annotated as disks large-associated protein 2-like. The transcript has 13 exons. Gene Ontology annotation, biological process: signaling. Lineage: Eukaryota; Metazoa; Chordata; Actinopteri; Chaetodontiformes; Chaetodontidae. Bases 1 to 3306 code for a protein of 1101 amino acids. The record is from RefSeq and is a predicted model, not a curated record. Gene Ontology annotation, molecular function: molecular adaptor activity. Gene Ontology annotation, cellular component: postsynaptic specialization; glutamatergic synapse.
AUGGACAUUUUCACGGCUGCCAGGGGACAUGAUCGCCUUCCACCUAUCUAUCGCCCGUUCACCAUCGAAGAAGAAGUGACCUUCUCUGAGGAGGAAGAUGUCAGCGCUGAAAAAGACCAGAAGUUUUCACCUUGGUCCCCGUCUCGAAAGUUCAAUGAAGGCAGACGCCUCCCUCCAGCCAGGAACAUGAAGGGCUUAUCGGGCAGCCGCUCCCAGCACCAGAUCCCUUUACCCUAUGGCUCGGACUAUGACCCCCACGUCCAUGACAUCCACACUCAUCAUGGCUCUGACUCCCGCCACUCAUCCUACCUGCUCAGCCCCACAGAGAGCUGCCCCAUGGACUUCCACCACCGCUACUCGCCGCGCAGCUCCAUCCACUCUGACUGCAUGAUGAUGUCCCCUGUCAUGAUGCCGCCAGCUGCUGCGUCUGACCACAUCUCCAGCAGCACCUUCCCCAGAAUGCACUACAGCUCUCAGUACUAUGACUCAGUCACAAGGGAUGACUGCGCUGCCAUCACAGCCUCUGCCACCUCCCCAGCCGUUGCUGCUGCUGCAGCUGCGGCCGCCGCCUCCUCCCAUUUCGCCGGCACCAAGAGCAACCGCCUUCCUGCUAACCUACUAGACCAGUUUGAGAAACAACUGCCACUACACCGCGAUGGCUUCCACACGUUACAGUACCAGCGCACCUCCACCACCACUGAGCAACGCAGUGAGAGCCCUGGCCGUAUCAGACACCUUGUUCAUUCUGUCCAGAAGCUCUUCACCAAGUCCCAUUCCCUGGAGGGAUCAUCCAAGAUGAACGGCACAAAAGGUGAUAUUGUAGGAGGAGCAGGUUAUCACCAUCAUGGCCACCACUCCACCAAACACGGUAGCAAGAGGAGCAAGAGCAAAGAACGCAAGCACCGCUCUGGUGGCUGGUGGAGCUCCGACGACAACCUAGAUAGUGACAGCACCUACCGCACACCCAGUGUCAUGUCACGGCACCACGGGGAACCUGUCAGCCACUGCUACCCAGAAUCCAUGCACAGCCACCACUUUGGAGACCUGUCACUCAAGACCUCUAAGAGUAACAAUGAUGUCAAGUGCUCAGCCUGUGAGAGCAUGGCCAUGGCGCCUGAGGGCAAAUUCAUGAAGAGGAGCUCCUGGUCGACACUGACAGUCAGCCAGGCAAAAGAGGCCUAUAGGAAGUCAUCGCUUAAUCUAGAAAAACCCAUGAUGCACACGGACCUCAAGCCUUCAUUGCGGACAUGUCACUACCUGCAGGUGCCCCAGGAUGAAUGGAGUGGAUACCCAGGUGAGAAGGAUGAGGAGAUCCCAUGCCGGCGGAUGCGCAGCAGUAGCUAUGUCAAAGCUAUGGGGGAAGUGGAUGAUGAAAGUGGUGACUCUGACACCAGCCCUAAGACCUCCCCACAGAAGGCUAUUCGGCCUGAUGCUCUUGUCCUGAAAUCAGCCAUGCAGAGACCCCAUUUAGACUCCCAAAGCCAGGGCUACCACUUGCAAACCACAAGAGAUAUGCGGCCCCACCCUAGUGUCACGCUGGACCCUGCCGCCUUUCAUCCCCCGCCCUUCCGCUCUCGCAACCAGAGCUACAUGCGUGCCGUCAGCACCCUCAGUCAGGCUAGCUGCGUCAGCCAGGUGAGUGAGACUGAGAUCAAUGGCCAGUUUGAGUCAGUUUGCGAGUCCGUUUUUAGUGAAGUAGAAUCCCAGGCCAUGGAGGCUUUGGACCUGCCUGGUUCGUUCCGCACUCGAAGCCACAGUUACCUCCGUGCUAUUCAGGCUGGUUAUUCCCAAGAUGACGACUGCUUGCCUUCAAUGACAUCCUCCACUGUCACUUCAACUCUCAGAUCCACAACAGGCGCCCGUAGCUUAGCUGGGGGGCGUAGAGAGUACGGUAGGUCUGGGAUUCAGUUUCGUCUCCCUACUACUUGCAGUGUGGACCGCGCUCAGCCCCCUCCAGCGGUAUCAUAUCCUCCCAGUUACAAGAAGACUCCACCUCCUGUGCCCCCGCGCACCACCACCAAGCCUCUUAUCUCUGUGACAGCCCAGAGCAGUACAGAGUCCACCCAAGAUGCCUACCAUGAGGGCAGGCAUCCACGGGGCGGUCUGUGGACCACAGACAGCCUUGGUCGUCCCAUCUACAGCUCCAUGGACAGCCUGGACAGCACCAAGGCGGUCACCAUGGCCAUGGAGUCAGCAGCAGGCAAGAGGCACGCGUCUUUGGGCAGUCACACCUCCGUCCAGACGUGCGACAAAGCAGUGCUGGUGUCCAAGGCUGAGGAGUACCUCAAAACCCCACGUUCCUCUAUUGGGAUACAGGUGGAAACUGUGACAGACUCUGAGACUGAAAGUAAAGGCCUUCCUCAGUUCCAUUCAAUAGGGAUCCAGGUGGAGGAUCAUAAGCGGCAUGGGAGGUUCAAGCGCUCCAACAGUGUGACGACUGCAGUUCAGGCGGACAUGGAGCUGGAGGGCUUUCCCUCCAUGGAGGACAAGGGCCUGCAGUUUGGCGGUGCCUUCGGCCGCCACUCUGAGCCCAGCACGCCCACGCAGUAUGGAGCCAUCCGUACGGUGCGCACACAGGGCCUGUUCAGUUACAGGGAGGACUACCGGCCUUCCAGCGGGCCUUCCAGCCCACAGCCUGAACCCUGGCUUGUCGAACCCAGCCUGGAGAGCACCGACACGGGCCGAGUGUCCCCCCUUCGCAGGGACGGCAGCUGGUUCAUGCAGCUCCUUCACAAUGAAACCAAGCGGCUGGAGGGUUGGUGCAAAGAGAUGGAGAGAGAAGCAGAGGAGCAUGACCUGUCAGAGGAGAGUGAGUGUCCUGAGGGGAACUACAUGCUUGUCAAAGUCCUGGGGAAAAUCCGGAGUGCAGUGGGAAGUGCUCAGCUACUAAUGUCUCAAAAGUUUCAGCAGUUUUACUGGCUAUGUCAGCAGAAUCUGGACCCCAGUGCCAUGCCCAGACCCACAUCUCAGGACCUGGCUGGAUUCUGGGACCUCUUGCAGCUUUCCAUCGAUGACGUCACUGCCAAGUUUGAUGAGCUGCAGCAGAUCAAGAGCAACCAGUGGCAGCUGGUGGAGAGCCCAGAGAAGAAGGAGCGGAAGUGGCCACCACCUAUGCCAAAGCGGCCAACCAAGGGACGUGGCGGCAUAAUGCGAGAACGCUCUCUGGACCUUCAGGACCGCCAGCGACAGGAAGCCCGCAGACGCCUCAUGGCUGCCAAGCGAGCAGCCUCUUUCAGACAGAACUCAGCCACAGAGAGGGCAGACAGCAUCGAGAUCUACAUCCCCGAAGCCCAGACGCGGCUUUGA